Myotis brandtii (Brandt's bat) is the source of this 10300-nucleotide messenger RNA. It is a transcript of the gene CDH23, whose product is annotated as cadherin-related 23. Gene Ontology annotation, biological process: cell-cell junction assembly; homophilic cell-cell adhesion; calcium-dependent cell-cell adhesion. The transcript has 67 exons. The record is from RefSeq and is a predicted model, not a curated record. Gene Ontology annotation, molecular function: cadherin binding; calcium ion binding. The coding region runs from base 1 to 9723 and encodes 3240 amino acids. Gene Ontology annotation, cellular component: plasma membrane; adherens junction; catenin complex. NCBI's taxonomy places the organism in Eukaryota, Metazoa, Chordata, Mammalia, Chiroptera, Vespertilionidae.
AUGAGGUGCCACGUUGCCACCAGCUGCCACGUGGUGUGGCUGUUUGUGCUGAUCUCUGGAUGCUGGGGCCAGGUGAACCGGCUGCCCUUCUUUAUCAACCACUUCUUCGACACGUACCUACUGAUCAGCGAGGACACGCCUGUGGGUUCCUCUGUGACCCAGUUGCUGGCCCGAGACAUGGACAAUGACCCGCUGGUGUUUGGCGUGUCUGGUGAGGAGGCCUCCCGCUUCUUUGCUGUGGAGCCUGACACAGGAGUGGUGUGGCUCCGGCAGCCACUGGACAGAGAGACCAAAUCUGAGUUCACGGUGGAGUUCUCUGUCAGUGACCACCAGGGGGUGAUCACGCGGAAGGUGAACAUCCAGGUCGGGGACGUGAAUGACAAUGCGCCCACAUUUCACAAUCAGCCCUACAGUGUCCGCAUCCCUGAGGACACACCGGUGGGGACGCCCAUCUUCAUCGUGAACGCCACAGACCCCGACCUGGGUGCCGGCGGCAGCGUCCUCUACUCCUUCCAGCCCCCCUCCCCGUUCUUCGCCAUCGACAGUGCCCGCGGCAUCGUCACGGUGAUCCAGGAGCUGGACUACGAGACGACGCAGGCCUACCAGCUCACCGUCAACGCCACGGAUCAAGACAAGACCAGGCCUCUGUCCACCCUGGCCAACUUGGCCAUCAUCAUCACAGAUGUCCAGGACAUGGACCCCAUCUUCAUCAACCUGCCCUACAGCACCAACAUCUAUGAGCAUUCUCCUCCGGGCACCACCGUGCGCGUUAUCACCGCCAUCGACCAGGACAAAGGACGCCCCCGGGGGAUUGGCUACACCAUCGUCUCAGGGAAUACCAACAGCAUCUUUGCCCUGGACUACAUCAGUGGGGCGCUGACCCUGAAUGGUCUGCUGGACCGGGAGAACCCCCUGUACAGCCACGGCUUCAUCCUGACGGUGAAGGGCACAGAGCUGAAUGAUGACCGCACCCCCUCUGACGCCACCGUCACCACGACCUUCAACAUCCUGGUUAUUGAUAUCAAUGACAACGCCCCAGAGUUCAACAGCUCCGAGUACAGCGUGGCCAUCACUGAGCUGGCGCAGGUCGGCUUUGCUCUCCCCCUCUUCAUCCAGGUGGUGGACAGGGAUGAGAACCUGGGCCUGAACAGCAUGUUCGAGGUGUACCUGGUGGGGAACAACUCCCACCACUUCAUCAUCUCCCCCACCUCCGUCCAAGGGAAGGCGGACAUUCGCAUCCGGGUGGCCAUCCCCCUGGACUACGAGACCGUGGAGCGCUACGACUUCGACCUCUUUGCCAAUGAGAGUGUGCCCGACCACGUGGGCUAUGCCAAGGUGAAGAUCGCCCUCAUCAACGAGAAUGACAACCGGCCCAUCUUCAGCCAGCCGCUGUACAACGUCAGCUUGUACGAGAACGUCACCGUGGGGACCUCCGUGCUGACCGUGCUGGCAACGGACAAUGACGUGGGCACCUUCGGGGAAGUCAACUACUUCUUCAGCGAUGACCCGGACCGGUUCUCUCUGGACAAGGACACGGGACUUAUCAUGCUGAUCGCCAAACUGGACUACGAGCUCAUCCAGCGCUUCACCUUGACGGUCAUCGCCCGGGAUGGGGGCGGGGAGGAGACCACAGGCCGGGUCCGGAUCAACGUGUUGGACGUCAACGACAAUGUGCCCACCUUCCAGAAGGAUGCCUACGUGGGUGCCCUGCGAGAGAAUGAGCCUUCCGUCACACAGCUGGUGCGGCUCCGGGCAACAGACGAAGACUCCCCUCCCAACAACCAGAUUACCUACAGCAUCGUCAACGCCUCCGCCUUUGGCAGCUACUUCGACAUCAGCGUGUAUGAAGGCUAUGCAGUCAUCAGUGUGAGCCGCCCCCUGGAUUACGAGCAGAUACCCAACGGACUGAUUUAUCUGACGGUCAUGGCCAAGGACGCUGGCAACCCCCCUCUGAACAGCACUGUCCCUGUCACCAUCGAGGUGUUUGAUGAAAAUGACAACCCUCCCACCUUCAGCAAGCCUGCGUACUUUGUCUCUGUGGUGGAGAGCAUCAUGGCAGGAGCCACGGUGCUGAUCCUGAAUGCCACGGACCUGGACCGCUCCCGGGAGUACGGCCAGGAGUCCAUCAUCUACUCCUUGGAGGGCUCCUCCCAGUUCCGGAUCGGCGCCCGCUCAGGUGAACUCACCACCACCUCCCUGCUGGACCGUGAGACCAAGUCUGAAUACAUCCUCAUCGUACGAGCAGUGGAUGGAGGCGUGGGCCACAACCAGAAAACUGGCAUCGCCACUGUCAACAUCACCCUCCUGGACAUCAACGACAACCACCCCACCUGGAAGGACGCUCCCUACUACAUCAACCUGGUGGAGAUGACCCCUCCAGACUCUGAUGUGACCACGGUGGUGGCCAUCGACCUGGACGAGGGCCUGAACGGGCUGGUGUCCUACCGCAUGCAGGUGGGCAUGCCCCGCAUGGACUUCCUCAUCAACAGCAGCAGCGGCGUGGUGGUCACCACCACCGAGCUGGACCGAGAGCGCAUCGCCCAGUACCAGCUGCGGGUGGUGGCCACCGACGCGGGCACGCCCACCAAGAGCUCCACCAGCACGCUCACCAUCCGAGUGCUGGACGUGAACGAUGAGACGCCCACCUUCUUCCCGGCCGUGUACAACGUCUCCGUGUCCGAGGACGUGCCGCGGGAUUUCCGCGUGGUCUGGCUGAACUGCACCGACAACGACGUGGGCCUCAACGCUGAGCUCAGCUACUUCAUCACAGGUGGAAACGUGGAUGGGAAGUUCAGCGUUGGCUACCGCGAUGCCGUUGUGAGAACAGUGGUGAACCUGGACCGGGAGACCACGGCCGCGUACACACUCGUCCUGGAGGCCAUUGACAACGGCCCGGUGGGCAGGCGGCGCACAGGCACCGCCACCGUGUUCGUCACGGUCCUGGACGUGAAUGACAACCGGCCCAUCUUCCUGCAGAGCAGCUACGAGGCCAGUGUCCCCGAGGACAUCCCUGAGGGCCACAGCAUCGUGCAGCUACAGGCCACAGACGCCGACGAGGGCGAGUUUGGGCGUGUGUGGUACCGCAUCCUCCAAGGUAACCAUGGCAACCACUUCCGUAUCCACGUCAGUGACGGGCUCCUGGUGCGAGGGCCCCAGCCCCUGGACCGGGAGCAAGACUCAUCCCACGUGCUGAUAGUGGAGGCCUAUAACCAUGACCUGGGCCCCAUGCGGAGCUCCGUCAGGGUGAUCGUGUAUGUGGAGGACGUCAACGACGAGGCCCCGGUGUUCACGCAGCAACAGUACAGCCGCCUGGCACUUCGAGAGACUGCAGGCAUUGGCACCUCGGUCAUCGUUGUCAAAGCCACAGACCGAGACACUGGGGACGGUGGCCUGAUAAACUACCGCAUCCUGUCGGGUGCAGAAGGGAAAUUCGAGAUUGACGAGAGCACGGGGCUCAUCAUCACUGUGGAUUACCUGGACUACGAGACCAAGACCAGCUACCUGAUGAAUGUGUCCGCCACCGACCAGGCGCCCCCCUUCAACCAGGGCUUCUGCAGCGUCUAUAUCACGCUGCUCAACGAGCUGGAUGAGGACGUGCAGUUCUCCAACGCCUCCUAUGAGGCUGCCAUCAUGGAGAACCUGGCCCUGGGCACCGAGAUUGUGCGGGUCCAGGCCUACUCCAUCGACAACAUCAACCAGAUCACCUAUCGCUUUGACGCCUACACCAGCGCGCAGGCCAAAGCCCUCUUCAAGAUAGACGCCUACACGGGUGUGAUCACAGUCAAGGGCCUGGUGGACCGGGAGAAAGGCGACUUCUACACCUUGACGGUGGUGGCGGAUGACGGCGGCCCCAAAGUAGACGCCACUGUGAAGGUCUACAUCACUGUGCUGGACGAGAAUGACAACAGCCCUCAGUUUGACGUCACCUCCGACUCGGCUGUCAGCGUGCCAGAGGACUGCCCUGUGGGCCAGCGUGUGGCCACUGUCAAGGCCCAGGACCCCGAUGCCGGCAGCAACGGGCAGGUGGUUUUCUCUCUGGCCUCGGGCAACAUCGCUGGGGCCUUUGAGAUUGUCACCACCAAUGACUCCAUCGGCGAAGUGUUCGUGGCCAGGCCCCUGGACAGAGAAGAGCUGGACCACUAUAUCCUCAAGGUGGUAGCAUCUGACCGGGGCACCCCUCCACGGAAGAAGAACCACAUCCUGCAGGUGACCAUCCUGGACGUCAAUGACAACCCCCCAGUGAUCGAGAGCCCCUUUGGAUAUAAUGUCAGUGUGAACGAGAACGUGGGCGGGGGUACUGCCGUGGUCCAGGUGAGAGCCACUGACCGUGACAUCGGGAUCAACAGCGUUUUGUCCUACUACAUCACCGCGGGCAACGACGACAUGACCUUCCGCAUGGACCGCAUCAGUGGGGAGAUCACCACGCGGCCCGCCCCACCCGACCGCGAGCACCAGAGCUUCUACCACCUGGUGGUCACCGUGGAGGACGAGGGCACCCCUCCGCUGUCGGCCACAACUCACGUGUACGUGACCAUCGUGGACGAGAACGAUAACGCACCUGUGUUCCAGCAGCCCCACUACGAGAUCUUGCUGGAUGAGGGGCCGGACACGAUCAAUGCCAGCCUCGUCACCAUCCAGGCGCUUGACCUGGACGAGGGGCCCAAUGGCACAGUGACCUACGCCAUCAUUGCAGGCAACAUCAUCGAUACUUUCCAUAUUGACAGACACACGGGUGUCAUCCGUGCUGCCAAGGAGCUGGACUAUGAGAUCUGCCAUGGCCGCUACACCCUGAUCGUCACAGCCACAGACCAGUGCCCCAUCUUGUCCCGCCGCCUCACCUCCACCACCACGGUGCUUGUGAACGUGAAUGACAUCAACGACAACGUGCCCACCUUCCCCCGAGACUAUGAGGGGCCGUUUGAUGUCACCGAGGGCCAGCCGGGGCCUAGAGUGUGGACCUUCCUGGCCCAUGACCGGGACUCGGGCCCCAACGGGCAGGUGGAGUACAGCAUCGUGGAUGGAGACCCCCUGGGGGAGUUUUUGAUCUCUCCUGUGGAGGGUGUGCUGCGGGUCCGGAAGGAUGUGGAGCUGGACCGGGAAACCAUUGCCUUCUAUAACCUGACCAUCUGUGCUCGAGACAGGGGGGUGCCCCCACUCAGUUCCACGAUGCUGGUGGGGAUUCGGGUGCUGGACAUCAAUGACAAUGACCCUGUGCUGCUGAACCUCCCCAUGAACGUGACCAUCAGUGAGAACAGCCCCGUCUCCAGCUUCGUCGCCCACAUCCUGGCCAGCGACGCUGACAGCGGGUGCAAUGCCCUCCUCACCUUUAACAUCACUGCAGGCAACCGGGAGCGGGCCUUCGCCAUCAAUGCCACGUCAGGGAUCGUCACCGUGAACCGGCCCCUGGACCGCGAGCGGAUCCCAGAGUACAAGCUCACCAUUUCCGUGAAGGACAACCCGGAGAACCCGCGCAUAGCCAGGAGGGAUUUUGACUUGCUGCUGAUCUUCCUUGCGGACGAGAAUGACAACCACCCCCUCUUCACGGAGAGCACCUACCAGGCAGAGGUGAUGGAGAACUCUCCUGCUGGGACCCCCCUCACGGUGCUCAACGGGCCCAUCCUGGCCCUGGAUGCGGACCUGGACAUCUAUGCCGUGGUGACCUACCAGCUGCUGGGUGCCCAGAGCGGCCUCUUUGACAUCGACAACAGUACGGGCGUGGUGACAGUGAGGUCCGGUGUGGUCAUUGACCGGGAGGCCUUCUCACCUCCCGUCUUGGAGCUGCUGCUGCUGGCUGAGGACAUUGGGCUGCUCAACGGCACAGCUGACCUGAUGGUCACCAUCCUGGAUGACAACGACAACUGGCCCACCUUUAGCCCUGCUGCCCUCACCAUCCACCUGCUGGAGAACUGCCCCCCAGGAUUCUCUGUCCUUCAGGUCACAGCCACAGAUGAGGACAGUGGCCUCAACGGGGAGCUGGUCUACCGAAUUGAAGCGGGGGCUCAGGACCGCUUCCUCAUCCACCCGGCCACGGGGGUCAUCCGCGUGGGCAAUGUCACCAUUGACAGGGAGGAGCAGGAGUCCUACAGGCUGACCGUGGUGGCCUCUGACCGGGGCACCGUUCCUCUCUCUGGCACGGCCAUCAUCACCAUCCUUAUCGAUGACAUUAACGACUGCCGCCCCGAGUUCCUCAACCCCAUCCAGACCGUGAGCGUGCUGGAGUCAGCCGAGCCAGGCACCGUCAUUGCCAAUGUCACGGCCAUCGACCGUGACCUCAACCCAAAGCUGGAGUACCACAUCGUCAGCAUUGUGGCCAAGGACGACACGGACCGCCUGGUGCCUGACCAGGAGGACGCCUUUGCUGUGAAUAUCAACACAGGGUCUGUUUUGGUGAAGUCUCCCCUGAACCGGGAGCUGGUUGCCACCUAUGAGGUCACUCUCUCGGUGAUUGACAAUGCCAGCGACCUACCAGAGCGCUCUGUCAGCGUGCCAAAUGCCAAGCUGACAGUCAACAUCCUGGAUGUCAAUGACAACACGCCCCGGUUCAAGCCCUUUGGGAUCACCUACUACACAGAGAAGGUCCUGGAGGGGGCCACUCCCGGCACCACGCUCAUCGCUGUCUCAGCUGUGGACCCCGACAAGGGCCUCAAUGGGCUGAUCACCUACAGCCUGCUGGACCUGAUGCCCCCAGGCUACGUUCAGCUGGAAGACUCCUCGGCAGGGAAGGUCAUUGCCAACCGGACGGUGGACUAUGAGGAAGUGCACUGGCUCAACUUUACUGUGAGGGCUUCAGACAAUGGGUCCCCACCCCGGGCAGCCGAGAUCCCUGUCUACCUGGAGAUUGUGGACAUCAAUGACAACAACCCCAUAUUUGACCAGCCUUCCUACCAGGAAGCCGUCUAUGAGGAUGUGCCCGUGGGCACAGUCAUCCUGACGGUCAGUGCUUCUGAUGCCGACUCAGGCAACUUUGCCGUCAUUGAGUACAGCCUUGUGGAUGGAGAGGGCAAGUUUGCCAUCAACCCCACCACGGGCGACAUCUAUGUGCUGUCCUCCCUGGACCGGGAGAAGAAGGACCACUAUAUUCUGACUGCCUUGGCCAAAGACAACCCUGGGGAUGUAGCCAGCAACCGUCGAGAAAAUUCAGUGCAGGUGGUGAUUCAGGUGCUAGACGUCAAUGACUGCCGGCCACAGUUCUCCAAGCCCCAGUUCAGCACGAGCGUUUAUGAGAAUGAACCAGCGGGCACCUCGGUCAUCACCAUGAUGGCCACCGACCAGGAUGAGGGCUCCAACGGGGAAGUGACCUACUCCCUUGAGGGCCCUGGUGAGGAGGCCUUCCACGUGGACAUGGACUCAGGCCUGGUGACCACAAAACGGCCAUUGCAUUCCUACGAGAGGUUCAACCUGACCGUCGUGGCCACCGAUGGCGGAGAGCCCCCGCUCUGGGGCACGACCAUGCUCCUGGUGGAGGUCAUCGACGUCAAUGACAACCGCCCAGUCUUUGUGCGCCCCCCCAACGGCACCAUCAUCCACAUCAAAGAGGAGAUCCCGCUGCGCUCCAACGUGUACGAGGUCUACGCCACAGACCAGGACGAGGGCCUCAACGGGGCCGUGCGCUACAGCUUCCUGAAGACCAUGGGCAACCGGGACUGGGAGUACUUCACCAUUGACCCCAUCAGCGGCCUCAUCCAGACUGCGCAGCGCCUGGACCGUGAGAAGCAGGCAGUGUACAGCCUCAUCCUGGUGGCCAGCGACCUGGGCCAGCCAGUGCCUUAUGAGACCAUGCAGCCCAUGCAGGUGGCCCUGGAUGACAUCGAUGACAACGAGCCCCUCUUCCUGAGGCCUCCAAAAGGCAGCCCCCAGUACCAGCUGCUGACAGUGCCUGAGCACUCACCACGUGGCACCCUCGUGGGCAAUGUGACCGGCGCCGUGGACGCAGACGAGGGCUCCAACGCCAUCGUGUACUACUUCAUCGCAGCUGGGAACGAAGAGAAGAAUUUCCAUCUUCAGCCUGACGGGCGUCUGCUGGUGCUAAAGGACCUGGAUCGGGAGCGCGAAGCUGUCUUCUCCUUCAUCGUCAAGGCCUCGAGCAAUCGCAGCUGGACACCUCCCCGGGGACCCGCACCGGACCUGGACCUGGUCACGGACCUCACCCUGCAGGAGGUGCGCGUCGUGCUAGAGGACAUCAACGACCAGCCCCCGCGCUUCACGAAGGCUGAGUACACUGCAGGAGUGGCCACUGACGCCAAGAUGGGCUCGGAGUUGAUCCAGGUGCUGGCCCUAGACGCAGACAUUGGCAACAACAGCCUGGUCUUCUACAGCAUUCUGGCCAUUCACUACUUCCGGGCCUUUGCCAAUGACUCUGAGGACGUGGGCCAGGUCUUCACCAUGGGGAGUGUGGAUGGCAUCCUGCGCACCUUCGACCUCUUCAUGGCCUACAGCCCCGGCUACUUUGUGGUGGACAUUGUGGCCCAGGACCUGGCAGGCCACAACGACACGGCCAUCAUCGGCAUCUACAUCCUGAGGGAUGACCAGCGCGUCAAGAUUGUCAUUAACGAGAUCCCCGACCGCGUGCGUGGCUUUGAGGAGGAGUUCAUCCGCCUGCUCUCCAACAUCACCGGUGCCAUUGUCAACACUGACGACGUGCAGUUCCACGUGGAUAAGAAGGGUCGGGUGAACUUCGCACAGACAGAGCUACUCAUCCAUGUGGUGAACCGAGAUACCAACCGCAUCCUGGACGUGGACCGGGUGAUCCAGAUGAUCGACGAGAACAAGGAACAGCUGCGGAAUCUUUUCCGAAACUACAAUGUCAUGGACGUGCAGCCUGCCAUCUCUGUCCAGCUGCCCGAAGACAUGUCUGCCCUGCAGAUGGCGAUCAUCGUCCUGGCCAUCCUCCUCUUCCUGGCUGCCAUGCUCUUCAUCCUCAUGAACUGGUACUACAGGACCGUACACAAGAGGAAACUCAAAGCCAUCGUGGCUGGCUCCGCAGGGAACCGUGGCUUCAUCGACAUCAUGGACAUGCCCAACACCAACAAGUAUUCCUUUGACGGGGCCAACCCAGUAUGGCUGGAUCCUUUCUGCCGGAACCUGGAACUGGCCGCCCAGGCCGAGCACGAGGACGACCUGCCGGAGAACCUGAGCGAGAUCGCAGACCUGUGGAGCAGCCCCACCCGCACCCACGGAACUUUUGGACGUGAGCCAGCAGCAGUGAAACCUGACGAAGACCGCUACUUGCGGGCAGCCCUCCAGGAGUACGACAACAUUGCCAAGCUGGGCCAGAUCAUCCGGGAGGGGCCCAUCAAGGGCUCGCUGCUGAAGGUGGUCCUGGAGGAUUACCUGCGGCUCAAAAAGCUCUUUGCACAGCGGAUGGUGCAAAAAGCCUCCUCCUGCCACUCCUCCAUCUCUGAGUUGAUCCAGACGGAGCUGGAGGAGCCAGGGGAGCGCAGCCCGGGCCAGGGCAGCCUGCGCUUCUGCAAGCCGCCUCCAGAGCUCAAGGGGCCCGACGGGAUCCACAUGGUGCAUGGCAGCACGGGCACACUCCUGGCCACUGACCUCAACAGCCUGCCCGAGGACGACCAGAAGGGUCUGGGCCGCUCACUGGAGACGCUGACGGCGGCCGAGGCCAGUGCCUUCGAGCGCAACGCCCGCACGGAGUCCGCCAAAUCCACGCCCCUGCACAAGCUUCGAGAUGUGAUCAUGGAGAGCCCCCUGGAGAUCACGGAGCUAUGACUAGAUGGGGGAGCCUCACUAGUGUGAGCAGCGCCAGGACCGUGGGGUGCGGACCCCUCCAGGCUGACCCUGGCUCACGACCGUGGCUUGGUCAAGUGGUGGCAGCCUGCUCUCUGCAGCUCAGAUUCCACUGCUGCCAGGCACUCAUUCAGCAUCUGAUCUCUACCUUCAUAAAAUCUGUUAUUUUUUUAAGAAAACCAAACAAGAAUGUUAAGUGUCUAAGGACAAGGUAAGGAGCAUCCCUGGGGGACAGGAGUAAGGACCAACUCAGCCCAGGCUGAACUGAAAGAGGCCAAGCAGACCCCCUUCCCCUCUCCACCCCUCCCAGCCUGGCCUUGACUCAGACUUCCGUUGAAGUCUCACCACGUUUCUGCCAUGUCCGACUGGACACCCAGGUGGGGCAGUGAGUGACCCCUGCCUCCCCACCUGGACAAGGUUAUUAUCCACGAACCACGUUCUCUCCAUGUCACUGGCUUCCCAAAUGUACCGGCUCAAAAGGAGAAAUGACUGAUGUUCCCUUGGUUUUGAAUGUAGAGUGUUCGUGUGUAUUCCUUUUUAAAUUAAGUUAUUCCCUCAA